Molecule: messenger RNA, 336 nt
Organism: Mesocestoides corti
Lineage: Eukaryota; Metazoa; Platyhelminthes; Cestoda; Cyclophyllidea; Mesocestoididae
Source: the annotation of a GenBank genome assembly
AUGGCUUUGGAGAAAGGGGUGAUAAAAAGCCACCCGGCGCAAGAAAAAAAGAGCCAAAUCCACCACCCUCUAGCUGCUGCUGCUGCUGCUGCCAUCUUGAGAAGGCCUGCACUGAGAGGCAGCGGGCGCACUAGCGGGACUCUCUCGCUCUCGCCUCUGUUCUUCCGUGGGAACAAAAAAGAGGAGUGUCGGAGGGGUCGCGAGCGUCAGUUGUCAGCCCAGGGAGUGCGCGACGCGAACCCCCCUCCCCCCCACCCCGCACCCCUUUCGUUCCCCGCCCCCUCCCCACCCCAACGCCUAGUUGAUAUAAACGCGGUGGUGGAGGCGACCGUGUGA